GGACCAACAGAACAUCAAAGAGGUAUUAAAAUAUGAAAAAAUGUUGCUAUGUGAUGGAAAACAGCACCUUACAGAAAGCCUGAGAGAAAAGUGCUUUAGGAUAAAAGAGCUUCUGAAGAGAUACACAGAGAUGGAUAGUCAUUAUGAGUGCUUAAAUGGACUCUGUCUUGACUUGGAGAGGGAAAUUGAAACCCAAAGAGAGCUUUCAAUUAGAGUAAACGCAAACCUCUCACUUCCACAUCCACAAACCAGACAGAUUCAGAAACUUCUCACUGCCAACCAGAGAUGUUCCAUGGAGUUCCACAGAGUCAUGAAGAAACUCAAGUAUGUGUUAAGCUAUGUUACAAAGAUAAAGGAAGAACAACAUGAAUCCAUCAGUAAACUUGAAAUGGUUUUUAUUGAUGAAGUGGAAAAGCAAAAUGAACUGCUAAGUAAAAUGCAGCAUCUUCAACAAGAUGAUGAUGUACCAUCCAGAGAAUUAGGGGACCUCCAGUUGAGCCAGAAAAUGGAUCUACAUAUUGAGGAAAUUCUCAAAGAUUUUUCGGAAUGUGACUUCCACAGCGUAAAGAUGGAAUUUCAACAAGUACUGAGUAAUAGGAAAGAAAUGACCCAGUUUUUGGAAGAGUGGUUGAAUACUCAUUUUGAUAUAGAAAAGCUUAAAAAUGGCAUCCAGAAAGAAAAUGAUAGGAUUUGUGAAGUGAAUAUCUUUUAUAAUAAAAAGAUAAUUGCUAUAAUAAAUGAAUCAACAGAGUUUGAGGAAAGAAAUGUGACCAUCACCAAAGAAUGGGAACAUGACCUGAAAUCAGUGAAAGAGAAAAAUGAAAAACUGUUGAAAAACUAUCAAACUUUGAAGAUCUCUCGAACAUCUGGUGCCCUUGUUAAUCCUACUACACAAGGCGAUAAGAAUCUUCAUGUCACAUCAAGAGCUACACAACUAACCACAGAGAAGAUUCAAGAGCUGGAAACUUCACUACGUGAGGCUAAAGAAACUGCCAUGCAAAAGGAAGACAAGAUUAUAAAGAUGCAGAAAGAGCUUGAGAUGACUAAUGAUAUAAUAGCAAAACUUCAAUCACAAGUUAAUGAAUCAAAUAAAUGCCUUGAAAAAACAAAAGAAAUGAUCCAAGUACUUCAGGACAAAGUUGCUUUAGGAGCUAAGCCCUAUAAAGAAGAAAUUGAAGAGCUCAAAACAAAGCUGGUGAAAAUAGACCUAGAGAAGAUGAGAAAUGCCAAGGAGUUUGAAAAGGAAAUUACUUGUACAAAAGCCACUGUAGAACAUCAAAAAGAAGUUAUAAGGCUAUUGAGAGAAAAUCUUAGACGAAAUCAGCAGGCCCAAGAUACUUCAAUGAUAUCAGAACAUACUGGUUCUCAGCCUUCAAGGAAACCCUUAACCUGUGGGGGUGGCAGCGGCAUUGUACAAAGCACAAGAGCUCUUAUUUUGAAAAGUGAAUAUAUACGGCUAGAAAAGGAAAUUUCUAAGUUAAAGCAGCAAAAUGAACAGUUAACAAAGCAAAGGAAUGAACUGUUAAGCAAUAAUCAUCAUCUUUCCAAUGAGGUCAAAAUGUGGAAGGAGAGAACUCUUAAAAGAGAAGCUCACAAAGAAGUGACUUGUGAGAAUUCUCCAAAGUCUCCUAAAGUGACCGGACCAGCUUCUCAAGAGAGACAGCAUACGCCUUCUCAAUGCAAGGAACGGAAUUUACAAGAUCCUGUGCCAAAGGACUCACCGAAAUCUUGGUUUUUUGAUGGCCGAUCAAAGUCUUUCCCAGCACCUCACCCAGUUUGCUAUUUUGCUAACUCAAGUCUAGGCCUCCGCCCAGAAGAACAAACUGCUGGAGCAGAGAGUGUGGAUCCUCAGCCAGGCCCUUGGCACGCCUCCUCAGGACAAGCUGUGCCCGAGUGCAAGACUCAGUAAACUCUGCUGUCACUUUUCUAGGGGCCUAGUGUUCCUUAUUUAGAAAUGACUGUAUUUGUUACUUUAUUUUUCUAUCCCUGGCAAUGAUGUCACAGUCCAACUUAAUUUCAAUUCAGUUUGCACUUUGCCAUUAGAAAUUGAGGCAUUCCAGUCAUUUAGAAUGGUGAUAGACUGCCUUCUUCCUGAAUGUGGUAAUACUUUAGAAGUUGAAUUGUUUUAUUUAUUUAUAUAUUUUGUGAAGAAUAAAGUUA
This is a messenger RNA of Equus quagga, 2160 nucleotides long. Its product is annotated as centromere-associated protein E-like. Bases 41 to 1909 code for a protein of 622 amino acids. The record is from RefSeq and is a predicted model, not a curated record. The transcript has 11 exons. NCBI's taxonomy places the organism in Eukaryota, Metazoa, Chordata, Mammalia, Perissodactyla, Equidae.